Plectropomus leopardus (leopard coralgrouper) is the source of this 1695-nucleotide messenger RNA. The record is from RefSeq and is a predicted model, not a curated record. Lineage: Eukaryota; Metazoa; Chordata; Actinopteri; Perciformes; Serranidae.
AUGGAACAAAGAAGAGAGGAGACUGGGAGGACGAGAGGAUAUUUGGUCGGCUGCUUGGUUGCUGUGCUUUUGUGGAGCGUGGCGUCAGCGCAAAUACGAUAUUCAGUCUCCGAGGAAGUUGACGAAGGAACUGUGGUCGGAAAUAUAGCAAAAGAUCUGGGAUUAGAUAAAAGCACAUUGGUAGAAAGGAAGUAUCGGAUUGUUUCGAGUAAUACAGAUCAUCUUUUCCAUGUAAAUCAAAACGAUGGCAUCCUGUAUGUGAGCCGGAAAAUUGACAGAGAAGAGGUGUGUGCGCAAAGCAGUACGUGUUUAAUAAAUCUAAAAACCGUGCUAGAAAACCCACUAGAGGUGCACUAUAUAGGAGUGGAAGUGUUGGAUAUAAAUGAUCAUUCUCCCAGUUUUCCAGAGGAAGAGAAACGGUUGGAGAUUUCAGAGUCUGUUUUGCCCGGAGCACGAUUUCAGCUAAAACCUUCACGGGAUGGAGACAGUGGCCAUUACUCCGUGCAGCAGUAUAAACUCAGCCACAACGAUCACUUCCGUUUGGAAGUUAGGGAUAAAGGUGAAGAUGGUAAAAUUCCAAUAUUGGUUUUGCAAAAAUCUUUGGAUAGAGAAGCAGAGAGACGUCACGCCUUAGUGCUGACAGCGCUGGAUGGAGGGAAACCACCGAAAUCUGGUGAAAUGAAUAUUAUAGUAGAAGUUUUGGAUGUAAAUGAUAACACGCCUGUUUUCACUAAAGAUGUUUAUUCUGUUGCGCUCUUCGAAAAUUCUCCAGUAGGCACCACCGUAGUGCAAGUGAAUGCAAGUGAUUUGGAUGAAGGUCAGAAUGGGGAGGUAUAUUACUCUUUUGGAAACAGUGUGAGUAAUAAGUUAUUCGAGCUUUUUGAAAUUAAUCCAUUGACAGGCGAGAUACUUGUCAAAGGUCUGAUAGACUAUGAGCAAAAGGAUAAGUAUGAAAUUGAAAUUGAAGCAUCAGAUAAAGGUAUCGCUCCUCUAACUACAGAGAAAAGCGUCAUUAUCCAGAUAGUGGAUGCAAAUGAUAAUGCACCUGAGAUUGAAGUUACCUCAUUUUCGAGCUCGAUCCCUGAAGACUCCAGACCUGGAACUACAGUUGCUCUUAUCAGUAUAAAUGACUUAGACUCUGGUCUCAAUGGAAAAGUUAUUUGCUCAAUGAGUGAGGAUGUUCCCUUUGAAUUAUCACCAUCUUUACAAGAAAACAUGUAUUCAUUAGUGACUAAAUCGCCUCUUGACAGAGAGAAACAGUCCCAAUACGAACUAACAAUAACUGCAAAGGACGAAGGUCAGCCUCCACUAUCCUCUGAGAAGACAAUAAGUGUUGUGGUGUCUGAUGUGAAUGACAACAGCCCAGAGUUUUCACUGAGUCCCUAUACAGUCUAUGUUACUGAAGCUAAUGAGCCAGGAGUCUCUGUGUUUUCCGUUAAAGCUUUUGAUCCCGAUGAGAACGACAAUGCACUUAUUUCCUAUCAUAUAUUCAGAAAUGGAAACACUGCCAAUGAGCUAACUUCAUUUCUCAACAUAAACUCUGAAACCGGAGAUAUUUUGGCGCUAAAAAGUUUCGACUUUGAAACUCUGAAAACUUUCCAGUUCCAAGUUGUAGCCACAGAUUCUGGAACUCCGUCACUAAGCAACAACGUCACGGUGAACGUGUUCAUUCUGGAUCAGAACGACAACGCUCCA